UAAAGACAACAAAUACUAAAGCUGACUGUUCUUCUGGCCUGUCUCAACAUGAAAUCCUUGAUCUUUCUACUUUUUGCACUUUGUAAAGGAUUUAGUUCUGCAGAGAGAGGUUAUUUUUGGCAUCUGACGGAUUUGCAUUUGGACCCUAACUACACUGUCACCUCAGAUCCAAAGAGAGUGUGUCCCUCAGCAGGUGACCAGUUGGUGACAGAUGCAGGGAAAUGGGGAAAUUAUCUCUGUGACUCCCCUCUUGCUCUCAUCAACUCAUCUAUACUAGCCAUGAGGAAUAUUCAGCCAGAUCCUGACUUCAUACUGUGGACUGGAGAUGAUACCCCACACGUUUCAGAUGAAAACCUUGGUGAAGAUGCAGUGCUGAAAAUUGUAGAACAGUUGACAAAAGUAAUCCAAGAGGUAUUUCCAACAACCAAAGUUUAUUCAGCAUUAGGAAACCACGAUUUUCAUCCUAAAAAUCAACUACCACCACAGAAUAAUUCUAUUUACACUAGGAUUGCACAAUUUUGGAGCCCAUGGCUAAACAACGAAUCUAUACCAAGUUUCCAAAAAGGAGCAUUUUAUAGAGAAGAUAUAGUGAAUAUAAGUGCCGGCCGUGUGAUUGUUCUAAAUACCAAUCUAUAUUAUGACUCCAACAGAGAUACAGCCAAUUUGGAUGAUCCAGGGGAUCAGUUAAAGUGGUUAGAAGAUGAAUUAACAAGUGCUUCUCAACAACUAAAAAAGGUUUAUUUAGUUGGUCAUGUGCCGCCUGGAUACUUUGAAAAGAAAAGAGGGAAACCUUGGUUUAGAGAAAACUUCAACAAACGUUAUGUGGAGAUCAUACAGAAACACCACAAUGUAAUACAAGGCCAGUUUUUUGGGCAUCAUCACACAGACUCCUUCCGAAUGUUCUACAGCAACUCAGGUAAUCCGAUCAGUACCAUGUUUAUUGCACCCGGUGUAUCUCCUUGGAAAACUACAUUACCUGGAGUGGACAAUGGAGCCAAUAACCCUGGAAUAAGACUUUUUGAAUAUGACAGAAAUAGUCUUCAGGUUUUGGACAUGGUCACUUAUUACUUGAACCUUACUUUUGCCAAUAACGUGGCCCCAAGGUGGGAGAAAGAGUAUCGUCUUACUGAAGCAUUCCAAGUUUCUGAUGGAUCUGCACAGUCUAUGAACAAUGUCCUUAAGAAGAUAGCUGAUGACCCCUGUUACCUACAGAAAUAUUAUGAGUACAAUUCAGUCAGUUAUGAUAGGAACACGUGUGAGGACAACUGUAGGGUUGAUCAUGUUUGUGCCAUACGUGAAGUAGACUUCACCAAAUAUGAUGAGUGUUUAAAAACCGAAAGCUCCUCUUCAAUGAUCUUAGUUCAAAAGACAUUGAUAUCACUUCUGUUAUCUAUUUAUGUGUUUUUGUUCUGAAAUUUAAAAAUAUGAGUACUAUUAUUUAAUUUACUAUUUU
Messenger RNA from Pelobates fuscus (common spadefoot toad), 1453 nucleotides. RefSeq names its product sphingomyelin phosphodiesterase acid like 3B (gene SMPDL3B). The record is from RefSeq and is a predicted model, not a curated record. NCBI's taxonomy places the organism in Eukaryota, Metazoa, Chordata, Amphibia, Anura, Pelobatidae. The transcript is spliced from 8 exons. Gene Ontology annotation, molecular function: sphingomyelin phosphodiesterase activity. Bases 49 to 1413 code for a protein of 454 amino acids. Gene Ontology annotation, biological process: sphingomyelin catabolic process.